Paramecium sonneborni is the source of this 388-nucleotide messenger RNA. NCBI's taxonomy places the organism in Eukaryota, Ciliophora, Oligohymenophorea, Peniculida, Parameciidae. The record is from the annotation of a GenBank genome assembly.
AUGAUUUCUGUGGGAUAAAUGAAAAGUUUUUGAAAUUUUAAAAAUCUUUGAACUCAAAUAUAGAACAUUUUUCUGAAUAUAAAAUAAUUAAAGCAUAAAUACUGAUUAAUUUAACUUAAGUUGAAAAGCUUAUUUCUACUGAGAAUUCUAAAAUUGAAAAGGAUUUCAAGACUAAGGUUCAUUAAGUUAGGAAUAUAAUAUAAUUCAAAUACAUGUUCAUCUAACUUAUUAAACUAUCAUAAAUGCCAAAUAAGAAUAAAGAUUUUAAGAACAAACUAUUGAAAAAUUAAGUAUGAACUAAUUUAUAUAAAAUAUAAAUAUACCUUAAAGUAAAAUUUAUUUGAUAAUUUUGUAACACUUAAAUAUUCAUAUUAAGAUCGAAAUUUGA